This is a messenger RNA of Closterium sp. Naga37s-1, 1090 nucleotides long. NCBI's taxonomy places the organism in Eukaryota, Viridiplantae, Streptophyta, Zygnematophyceae, Desmidiales, Closteriaceae. The record is from the annotation of a GenBank genome assembly.
UUCUCUCUCCUCGGGGGCCAUAGCAGCCAUAGUGGCGGCGGCACUCAUUGCACUCCUUGCUCUCAUCGCCCUGAUCAUCUUGCUCUGGUUCUGCUUCCGCCAAACGAAGCCUGCGUGCAAGCAGUACUCACUGGCGGACAUCCAGCAGGCCACCAACUUAUUCUCGGAGGUGGCAGACUUGUCACGGCUGAAGCACCCAGCACUGGUGCCGCUGCUGGGGUACUGCAUUGACUACAAUGAGGAGACCCUGCAGAUGGAGCAAAUCAUCGUGUCUCAGUUCAUGCCCAACGGGGAUCUCUCCCAGUGGACCAUGCCAGGAGCCAAGCCCAUGUCGCUGCGUGUGAGGCUGGCGGUGCUGGUGGACGUGGCGGACGGGCUGAGCUUCCUCCACAGCCGUCGGAUCGCGCACCGCGAUGUGAAGCCGGCCAACGUGCUGCUGGAUGCAGACAUGCGGGCGAAGGUGGCGGAUUUGGGGUUCAUGCGGAGAUGGAAGCGACCCACAGAACCCUUCUCUACAGCUCGAGGAGCCACCCUGUUCAACUUGUCCUGCCUUUUCGGAGUGCUACUGCUGGAGAUGCUGACCGGUAGGGAGCCAAUGCUGUCAAUCGAUGGCUCACAGUCACACAUCCGGGACUGGGCGGCUGCCGAGCUCUCCAGUGGUGACAUCAGCUCCAUUAUAGACCCUCGGAUGGUCUCCCCUGCAGCAUCUGGUGCCAGCAUUGUGCAUGCUGAUGUCAUGAAGAGCCUUGCAUCCCUGGCACUGGCAUGCACGGCCAUGCCUGCUGCCUCUCGUCCCCCCAUGGCCAAAUUGCACUCACAGCUGAAGCAGCUGCACGAGGAGGUGGUGAGGCGGGAGGGGGAGAGCAUAUCGCAGCAAGGGAGUGGGCUGGGGGGGCUGGGAACGGGGGGAGGGAGUUGGCUGCAGAGGGAUAACCGUGUGUGCCCUGCAGCUGAGCCUGCGGUAAGGAGUGUGAGUGUGGUGAGGGGAACGACGGAUGACGAAGGCAGUCCUGAAGAGGAUGAGAGCUUGACUGUUGGGGAGGGGACAAGUGGAGAAGCAAGUAGGAGCACGGGUGAUGACCACAACUGA